Drosophila subpulchrella is the source of this 756-nucleotide messenger RNA. RefSeq names its product protamine-like protein 99C. The transcript has 3 exons. The record is from RefSeq and is a predicted model, not a curated record. The coding region runs from base 261 to 620 and encodes 119 amino acids. Lineage: Eukaryota; Metazoa; Arthropoda; Insecta; Diptera; Drosophilidae.
CAUUAGUAUUCAAUUGUAAAAAGUGUCGUGAAAGGGGAACAAAAUUUUAGUUUUACACAAAUAAAAAGUAUGGACGGAAAAAAGAUAGAAAUGGAAACAUGUAAACCAAAUUACAAGUUCCAAAGUACAAUCAAUGGGUACCUUAACUUUCUAAAGGACUACAAAAGCGAUUUUGCGGAAUUUUCCCACAUGACUUGAUACGUUUCGGAGCUAGGGAAUGGAACCAGUUGACCCUCCAAGAAAAGGAACGCUUUGUAAACAUGAAGGAACGUGGGGCCGUUAUGAAAAGUGCACCUGAAGAGUUUGAGAGUAAGUCCCAUGGGGACAGCCCCGAUCAAUCUGAGCGGGAGAAACGUAGUUCCGUUCGCUCUCCUUAUGCCCGUGAAAGGGAGUCCAGGAACAGAAAGGAAAGGAAGCCAUCUAAAUCAAUCAAGAAGCUCGUCAAAAAGAAAGCCGGACCUCCUUCUUUUCUGCCAAAGAAUCGCGGCUUUAUACCCUUCAUGCGCAGGUUUCAAAGGAUGAAUAAGGAAUUGGCCCCAAAUGAUCUUUUAAAAAAUGCAACUAGUAUUUGGUGCCGCCUGCAUGGGAGCCAGCGCAAAAAAGUUUGGGGGCCCCUUUGAAUUGUGAGAACUGGAUAGGAACUAUUUCUAAAUUUCAGUAUUAAUAUAUGGCUAAAUGGGGUUUGCGGAAGUCCAUUCAACCCUUGAUUUCAGCGAAUGCUGAUGGAAUAUUUAAUUCGAUUUUUAUACCCUUGCA